GGGAGUCCAUAUCUAAUAGAAGGCUCCAUCUCUGCCUUCCUCCCUAACAGAUCCAUGGAUCAACCUAUGAAUUGGAUCUACAACCCGUACUGUCAGUCUUAUGGAUACAGGGAAAAGGCGGUUUGGGAAAACAACGACACCUAUUGUGACUUAGAGGUGAAGACUAAUCCGUUCUACCAGAAACGGCCUCUAUUGGAUCUCGUGGACAUGUCCAUUUUUGAUUUUCUACAAGGGAACUUGGAUCGACAUUCGUUUGAAACCUUCAAGAUGUUUCGCAACGACACGUUUUUCUUACAUUUUGACAAUGGCCGUGGAUUCGGCAAGAAAAAAAUGGACUACAUGUCGUUACUCGCCCCAGUUCGUCAAUGUUGUAAAAUUCGGUUAUCUACCCUUGCCAAGUUGGUUAAACUUUACACUGGACCAGACAGCCUCAGUCAACUACUUAGGACGUCAUUAAGCUCCGACCCCUUAGCUCCGGUAUUGGAUGAGCUGUACCUAGACUCUGUUGACAGACGUGUUGGUCUAGUACUCGGUGCUGUGUAUGAUUGUGUCAAUAGGACCGGGUCCUGGGAUCAAGUCGUUGUAACUGAUGGCGUUGUUUAACUUCAUUUAUUGCAUUUGGUAGUGUUGCAUGUUUAAAUUUUAAAUAUUAAUAAAAUCAAAAUGCAUGCAGUAGUGAACAUGUAGAGGGGGUGAAUGGCGGUUGAAUGUUGUUAGUACUUGGUACUCUGUCCCGUUUGUCACUUUUCAGUCCUCGUGCGGUGAGUUGUGUCAGUCAUGUGAUCAUAUUCCAGUUUGUAACUGUGUACGUGUGUAUAAGGUGUGUAAGAACUUGUAUCCAGUUCGUAACGUCUACAAAGUUAGUUAGCGUAUGUUACUGCAUCUCUAUAGUCAUUGUAUCUUAGUUUCGUUUACUCAUUUGUGUUAGUAUGUAGCAUA
Physella acuta is the source of this 939-nucleotide messenger RNA. Its product is annotated as extracellular serine/threonine protein CG31145-like. The record is from RefSeq and is a predicted model, not a curated record. NCBI's taxonomy places the organism in Eukaryota, Metazoa, Mollusca, Gastropoda, Physidae. Gene Ontology annotation, cellular component: Golgi apparatus. Gene Ontology annotation, molecular function: phosphotransferase activity, alcohol group as acceptor. Gene Ontology annotation, biological process: protein phosphorylation.